Messenger RNA from Adineta steineri, 258 nucleotides. NCBI's taxonomy places the organism in Eukaryota, Metazoa, Rotifera, Eurotatoria, Adinetida, Adinetidae. The record is from the annotation of a GenBank genome assembly.
AUGUCUCGAUUCUGGAAAUGGUCUUUUUAUUAUUCAAAUGAAAGAAGUCGAAUCGGAUUAUCUUCUAUUAGGAUCAUCACGCAGAAAAAUUCAUCAUCUCAAGAAAACAAUACUCGUGAAACAGGUCGUCGAGAAGAGUCGACAAGUUCUGAUUUAACCUCAUCUGAUCAUCAUAGUUCUGGACCACCUAAAGGUCUAAUGCCAUCGAAAUUUGCGCCAGGAACGGUGCGUCUAAAUAUGUUUGGUUCUCCACGUUAA